This is a messenger RNA of Plasmodium vivax (malaria parasite P. vivax), 1668 nucleotides long. RefSeq lists its product as hypothetical. The coding region runs from base 304 to 1668 and encodes 454 amino acids. Gene Ontology annotation, biological process: DNA-templated transcription. NCBI's taxonomy places the organism in Eukaryota, Apicomplexa, Aconoidasida, Haemosporida, Plasmodiidae. The record is from RefSeq and is a predicted model, not a curated record. Gene Ontology annotation, molecular function: zinc ion binding; nucleic acid binding. The transcript has a single exon.
GGAAAGUGCCUGCGAAAGGGGGCUCCGUUUGUAGACCAGAAAAGGGGAUCGAGAGGAAUGGGUGAAGAGAAAAAGAGACGGAAGGGGCCUCUCGCUGAAGAUGCAAAGUAGAUAUAUUCGCGAAGGUAUAUGCAUAUACGUGCCUGCGUAUGAGUAUACGUAUGCGUAUGCGCGUGCUGGUAGGCCUGUCGCACGGGACCCACGGCGCGCCGAGCACCUUGAACCCCCAAAGCAUGAAAACCGCCACCCCGCGUAGGCACCCAUUUUGCCAGCACCCACUCAGUACCCGAUAAACGGAAAAAAAUGAUUUCGGAGAAGAGGAAACACGGCAAGAAGGACAGGGUCCACCGGAAGGGAAACCUGGGGGAAGGGGAGGAGGAGGCCCGGGCAACCCUCCACAACGGGGAGGAUAAGGAGGACAAGAAGGAGCAUAAAAGGGAACACAAAAGGGAACACAAAAGGGAGCACAAAAGGGAGCACAAUAACGAGCAUAAUAACGAGCAUAUCGACCAUAUCGACCAUGGCGAUCAUCUUGGCAACGACGACGACUGCGAUGGACACGCCCUCUCGCCCCUAAUCGAGGCACUCAACUUCUUCGAAGACAACGAGGUUAGCGAAAAUGGUGAGAAGGAAAGUAAAAAUAAAAAGAAGAAGAAGAAGAAAAAGAAAAACAGAGAGGACGCCCAGGAGGAGGGGGAACCCCCCCGCGCAGACGUAAACAGCCCCAGUUAUGAGAUGCAGGAGUGGGGCGAAGUCAAGAGGGAGGAGCACCAACUGGGUAGCCACGAUGAGCAGGAGGAGGAGAGGAGGAGGCGAAAGGAGGAAAGGAGAAGACUCAAGGAGGAGAAGAAAAGGCACAAGGAGGAGAAGAAGAGGCUCAAGGAGGAGGCGACAAAGCAACCGCUUCUAGCGAAGCAGCCGCCCCUCGCGAGAAAGAAAAAAAGUGUCCGCUUCGAACACGAGGAAGUCGCGAACGAAGAAAUCCUCAACUACUUCCUCCAGUCGUACAGAGACAAAAUAAGCAUAGAGCACGACGAGCUGUGCCAAGUAAUGACCGGCAAGAAAUUCUUUGACAUCGAACGAUUGGCGAAAAACGCCACGGAAAUUACCCACCAGUCGUUGAUGCUGAAGAAUAUUCAAAAGGAACAGAACAAUUAUUGCAAGCAGUGCGGGUACAUUUAUAACUACGACGAUUACAUGUACAUGUAUAUGAAGCGUUUUAAUCUGUCGAAGUGGAGGGAGACGAGUAACUGCCUCAGUGGAAGAAACCCCUAUGGCCCUUUUAGUGGCGGCAUGGAGAGCUCCCAAUUCGAUAAUGAAAACUGCAUUAGGUGCAUUUAUUGCGGAGCUAUAAUAGAUACCAUCGAAAUGUAUGACCAUUGGAAUGGAAAGGAAAGUUACAUAGAAUUAAAUUCCUACAGAGAAAAAUUCAUUUUUGACAAGAAUAAAAAAAGUUAUUGGAAAAAUAAAAUCACCUCACUUGAAAAAAACGUCUCCCUUUUCAAGGAGGAUCAAAAUCAAGCCUAUAAUAUUACUUAUGAAAAGUGCACAGAUUGCGGCAACGACUUUUUGCAUUUUAUUAAUAUACAGACGAGGAGUGCUGAUGAAGGAUCCACCAUCAUUUAUUUCUGCCCCAAUUGUAAGAAGCAGACGACGGUUAAUAAUUAG